GCUGGCCCGGCAGGGGCGGGACUAGCUGACGGUGAAGGUUGUGUGUGAAAAGUGUAUGACUAACAGGAGCGGAGCGGGUAGUACGGUGAGCUGUCCCUAACCUUACCAAAAUGACCAAGCUGGGCUUUUUGCGCCUGUCCUAUGAGAAACAGGACACGCUGCUGAAGCUGCUCAUCCUGUCCAUGGCUGCUGUCCUCUCAUUCUCCACCAGACUGUUUUCUGUCUUGAGGUUUGAAAGUGUCAUCCAUGAGUUUGAUCCGUACUUCAACUACCGUACCACCCGCUUCUUGGCAGAAGAAGGAUUUUAUAAGUUUCACAACUGGUUUGAUGACAGGGCAUGGUAUCCUCUGGGGAGGAUCAUUGGUGGCACCAUCUAUCCAGGACUGAUGAUCACAUCUGCCGUCCUGUAUCAUGUCCUACAUUUUUUUCACAUCACCAUUGACAUCCGUAACGUUUGCGUCUUCCUGGCUCCUUUGUUCUCCUCCUUCACUGCCAUAGUUACCUACCACUUCACCAAGGAGCUGAAGGAUGCAGGUGCUGGGCUCUUGGCUGCUGCCAUGAUCGCUGUGGUUCCUGGUUAUAUCUCUCGAUCUGUUGCAGGCUCAUAUGAUAAUGAAGGUAUUGCCAUCUUCUGCAUGCUGUUGACGUAUUACAUGUGGAUCAAGGCUGUGAAAACAGGCUCAGUCUACUGGUCAUCCAUGUGUGCUCUGGCCUACUUCUACAUGGUUUCCUCUUGGGGUGGCUACGUGUUCCUGAUCAACCUUAUCCCCCUCCAUGUCCUGGUGCUGAUGCUCACCGGCCGAUUCUCUCACCGCAUAUAUGUAGCUUACUGCACAGUCUAUUGCCUGGGCACCAUCCUCUCCAUGCAGAUCUCUUUUGUUGGUUUCCAGCCAGUGCAGUCAUCAGAGCACAUGGCAGCCUUCGGUAUGUUUGGCCUCUGCCAGAUUCAUGCCUUUGUGGACUACCUACGCAGCAAACUCAAUGCCCAGCAGUUUGAGGUGUUGUUCAAGAGCGUCAUAUCCCUGGUGGGCUUCAUCCUACUGUCUGUUGGAACUGUUCUCAUGCUGACAGGUAAGAUCUCUCCCUGGACUGGUCGUUUCUACUCCCUGCUGGACCCCUCCUAUGCCAAGAACAACAUCCCCAUUAUUGCUUCUGUCUCUGAGCAUCAACCCACCACCUGGUCCUCCUACUACUUUGACCUCCAGCUGCUCGUCUUCAUGUUCCCAGUUGGCCUGUACUACUGCUUUAACAACUUAUCUGACGCUAGAAUCUUUAUCAUCAUGUAUGGAGUGACCAGCAUGUACUUCUCAGCUGUCAUGGUGCGUCUGAUGUUGGUGCUGGCCCCUGUCAUGUGCAUCCUGUCGGGCAUCGGUGUGUCCCAGGUACUAACCACCUACAUGAAGAAUCUGGAUGUGAGCCGACCAGACAAGAAGAGCAAGAAACAGCAGGACUCCACUUACCCUAUCAAGAAUGAGGUUGCCAGUGGGAUGAUUCUGGUCAUGGCCUUUUUCCUCAUCACAUACACCUUCCACUCUACCUGGGUGACCAGCGAGGCCUACUCCUCUCCCUCAAUUGUCCUGUCUGCCCGUGGCGGUGACGGCAGCCGCAUCAUCUUCGAUGACUUCAGAGAGGCUUACUACUGGCUCCGCCACAACACUCCUGAGGAUGCCAAAGUCAUGUCAUGGUGGGAUUAUGGGUAUCAGAUAACUGCCAUGGCCAAUCGAACCAUUCUAGUAGACAACAACACAUGGAACAACACUCACAUCUCCAGAGUUGGACAGGCCAUGGCGUCCACAGAAGAGAGGGCCUAUGAGAUCAUGAGGGAGCUGGACGUCAGUUAUGUCCUGGUCAUCUUCGGAGGUCUGACGGGUUAUUCCUCAGAUGACAUCAAUAAGUUUUUGUGGAUGGUUCGGAUUGGAGGGAGCACAGACACAGGCAAACACAUCAAGGAGCACGACUACUACACUCCCACUGGGGAGUUCAGAGUGGAUCGUGAAGGCUCACCUGUGCUGCUCAACUGCCUCAUGUACAAGAUGUGCUACUACCGCUUCGGCCAGGUCUACACAGAGGCCAAGCGCCCACCUGGUUAUGAUAGAGUGAGAAAUGCUGAGAUUGGGAACAAAGACUUUGAGCUGGAUGUGUUGGAGGAGGCCUACACAACAGAGCACUGGCUGGUCAGGAUAUACAAGGUGAAAGAUCUGGAUAACCGAGGUCUUUCAAGAACAUAAACGAUCAGAUGGCAGUGAAUGAGAGCCUUUUAGCGCACAGCACUGAACACCUUCCCCUGUGGUCUGCAGAUGAGUGAGAAAGGAAAAAAAGAGUACUUUUUUAUACUUUUUGUUUUUGGGGAAGAAAGUUGCAUCAAAGAGAUUUUUUUUUUUGUGGAUGAUUUUCUUUUUUUAUUUUGUUAUAAUGAAAUGUCUCAUCUGGGAUCAGAGGAAGCAAGUGUCUAAACAUCCAGUCUGAUGUCCGGAGUUUUCCAUGGUGGUCAGAAGAAUCCAGUGUUCAUUUGAGAAGUUAAGAUUUUUACAGUCUGUUCAAAUAAAGUGGGAAUAAUCGGGAAGAAAAUUGUGACUUUUCUUUCUUCUCAAUCUGUACAGAGUAAUAUGAAACAUCUUAAAUUGCGGCUCUGUCAUUUAAACAAUAGACAGGUUAAAGGAGCAACAGUGACGUUUGUGUGUUCUGAGCAAUACCUGUUUGUUCACUGUCGCAGCAGUGAUAAGACACCGGUGCUUUUUCUCAGAACCAGUGCUGUGUUGUCAUAAAAAACACAAUCGAUUUGCUGUUCUUUGUUAUGGAAAUGAAAUAAUGGAGUUCCUUUGUACUAUAAAUCAAAGAGCAAUGCUCCGA
Solea senegalensis (Senegalese sole) is the source of this 2850-nucleotide messenger RNA. It is a transcript of the gene stt3a, whose product is annotated as STT3 oligosaccharyltransferase complex catalytic subunit A. Gene Ontology annotation, biological process: post-translational protein modification. NCBI's taxonomy places the organism in Eukaryota, Metazoa, Chordata, Actinopteri, Pleuronectiformes, Soleidae. Gene Ontology annotation, cellular component: membrane. The record is from RefSeq and is a predicted model, not a curated record. The coding region runs from base 111 to 2228 and encodes 705 amino acids. Gene Ontology annotation, molecular function: dolichyl-diphosphooligosaccharide-protein glycotransferase activity. The transcript has 18 exons.